GGCCAUAGAGGGCCCUAUUUCAUGUCUAAACCUGGUUUAAUUUAGAUUUUGUGUAAGCUACAAACUAACAUGUCAUAUGUUACCUGUAUAAUAACAUAAUGACGGUGUCAUUUAUUUACUUGUCUCUUCUUGUUUCAGUGGCUAACGCCUGUGAAGUAAUUUGCGAAAUUAAUGUCAAGCCAAACGAAGCAGUAGAUUUAAUUCUAAAUUUGACCAAUGUCGAGACAAAGAAACUUGUUCAACUAAGACAUGUGCCAAAUGAUAGGAUUGUGAGCUUGGGAACAGCAGGCGCGGCAUCUGAAUGGAAAGAUUUUAGCCGAAAUAAUAAUACACGUACGAAUGCACACAGUGGAGCUAUUGUUACAGUGACUCUGCUAGGGUUAACCAGAAAUGAUGCUGGUAAAUAUUGCUGUGACGAAGGUGUAACAGGAUGUGGAACCAAUCUAAUAGUAUCAGAUAAACCCGUCAUAAAUUUAACCCAACCAGAUCGACAACCACUAUUGGAAAAAGGGGUAUUGGGAAUAUUCAAAGGGGAAAUAAAUUUAACAUGUAACGCUGUAUCAACAACCAAACCUGAUAAUCACAAUUUAACUAUGGGAUAUACCUGGUUCAAAAAUGGUGUAAUUUAUGGUAAUGGUAAAAGACUACACGACAACGAAGUUGACAUAACUUACAAAGAAGCUUCAAUAGUUUGUGUAGCUACUGACUAUCCACACUGUAAAAAAAUUUUACAACAGUUAAACCAUUUCUCUACAAUAGAGACUGUUAAUCGAGGUGAAUGUAGCAGUGUUGUAGGUUUUUCCGAAAAGUUCAUCGUUCAUCCUGAAUAUGGACCAUACAGUAUAAAAUUACAACCAGACCGGGGUCAUAUUAAACCAAUUGUUGGUAGUGAUUUAUCAGUUGACUGUACCAGUGAUUGUAAUCCACCAUGUGAUAUCAAAUGGUAUAAAGAUGGAGACGUAUUGAGUAAUAAUAAACAUAUAAAUAUACCAGAUCUACAACUAGAUGAUGAUGGGGUGUAUAUGUGUAUUGCCAGCAAUACAUAUGGCAACAGAAAUACGUCAUUUAAUAUUGACCUUUCAUAUGCUCCUGUACAAAAAAGGCGCGCGGGAGAUGAUAUCAUUGAGACUGUUGUUGGAGAAAUGGUGACAGCGUCAAGGGGGAUAUUUGGAUAUCCUAAACCAGUGGUAGAUGUGGCCUCUAUUAUCACUCCGUCAAGCGUAAGCCUUUAUUACACAAACUAUACAGUUCAUGCCACACACACAACGCAUUAUUAUCGACUUACUCUAUCUGUACACGUGGUUACUGAUGAUUACCUGGGUAAAUAUUGUGUAUAUGUAGAGAAUAAGAAAGGAAAGACACAUAUAUGCCACACCCUGACCGAAGGUAUUACUAUUACGGACGAGGAACCUGUGAACAUGCCCGUUUUAGGUCUAGGGAUAUGUCUAGGAGUAGUUAUAUUGGUCUUCUCAGUGAUAAUCAUGGUUUUAGUUAUCAAAUUCCAUAAAGAUAAAAGGAGAUUGAGAUUAUCGGAACAUGGAUAUUAUUAUAUUGGUGAUACGAGUGACAAAUCAUCAGUCAGUGUUUAGUUUUAAGGGCAUGUUUCAAUAUUUAUUCGUUUAUAUAUAUGUUUAAGUAUUAUGAACAAUGGUUAUACGACAAACUACUUCAGCAUUAAAAGUUUUAUCAGAAAGUUGUGUCAACCAACUUAUUCAAUGUUUAGUGUUAAGGACAUGCUUUACAUGAUCUAGUUUUUAACUAUUAUAGUGAGAACUGCCAGCUCUUUAUCUAAUCUCCCAUAAUGUAUCUUUAAGAUACACGUUCAUAAAAGAAGGCGAUUAUAGACACAUUCAACAUUACAAUCUGUUCACGAUGUUUGUAUACUUAACAAUCACAACAGUUCAAAGGGGAUCGUUGACUCAAAAGGAAUUUCCACCUUUCUAAAUUGUUCUUAGUUACUUGUGAGUCUAUCUUUGCGUUUUAAUGUAGAAAUGAUUAUUUUAUAAUUAUAAGAAGGUUUAUGUAUUUUAGUAUAUGGAGUGAGCCAUUUACAUUAUUGAUUCAGUGAUAUAAUUGAUGAACAUCUCAUAAACACAUGUACAAGAAAGCUCAUAUAACCAAACAUUAGGCUAUAAAAUUGUGUAUUCCACACCAGAAAGCUUAUAUACACUACCAUGUAUUAUCCAAUGAUGUGAUUGACUUUUUCAUAAGAUUAUAUACCCUGACAUAUAGAGAUAUCCACAAAUAUGACUGAUUAUUUCAUAAUUACCAGAAAGCUUAUACAAAAUGGGAGAUUUAUUUCAGUAAAUAAAAUUAUUCAAUUUUAUGAUUUUUGAUUUUAUACUUGUAUAAUAAAUGUAUGCCUUUUUAUAUGACUGAUGAUUCUAGACAGCAUAUCAUGGUUAAUGAUACUAUAACUUUAUAAUAGAAUGCUUUUAACAUGGUUGAAGCAGUGUAAGUUUACUCGUUCUCACCUAUUCUUGAUUUGAUCUUGGUCAAAUGUCUCACCCGUGCCACGUCCAUUAUACUUUUCCCGCUUGCAUCUUUAACAUUGUUUACAUAUACAUGUACUUGAUUCCAUCAAAUCUUACUCUUACAAUUGACAUGUAUCAUAUUUUAUUAAAGAAUGUUAUUAUAAGGUACUGUUUAAUUAUACAAUUUACUAUUAUGUUUUUAUAGGAUUUACUUUUAAGUAUUUUGUGACCUAUAGAAUUAUCUCCCUUUCUUUUACUAUAAUUGAUUCGGAAGUAUCAAGUUUGCGUCACUAGUGAAAAUUCCCUUGUUCUGUAAGGACGUGUUUCAUGUCAUUUUCAUUAUACCCAUUAUUUUAGGGUUUAUACCUAUUAUAUAUUUAUUACUCUUAUUUUGUAUAUAUUAGAAAAUGAAAUGAAAUGAAAUGGGGUUUAACGUCCUACUGUUCUGCCCCUAAACUGGGCUAAUGAAGACGGGCAUACGCCAUACAGUGUGCUAUGAGGGAAAUUUUGCCCGGGCAGCGGCGCUACGGCCUACUCUUAUAUCGAAUUCCAACUGCCAAGGGAUCUUUUACGUGCACGCCAAUGUGUACACGGGACCUCGGUUUUUCGUCCCAUCCGAACGACUAGACAGCUGUCCUUGUCAUGCCCUCCGUCCUGCAUCACUGACAAGGGAAACCACGCCGGAAAAUCUGGAUGAACUUUCUCGGCUAAUGCAGGGAUCGAACACCCGACCUCCAGGCUAGCGAGCCAGCGUCUUACCCACUUAGACACGUGAUCCCCGUAUAUAUUAGAACUUAGAAGAGUGUGUAUAUAUUUGGAACCCUGUUGGGUAAUAUUUCAAGACCAAUAUUUCGAUUUUUCUGUUCGUUUAAUUUACCAUACGUUGUCACUUAACAUUAUAUACCUAACUAUCGAUGAAAUAAGAACUUGGUGUGUUUCCCAUUAAUCACAUUCAGUUAGUAGAACUGUUGGCGGAGGCUGUUUUAUAUAAUCAAGCAGGGUUUGGGCACAUAAUCGAACAUAGGCUAGCUAAUUUAUAAAAUACUGAAUCGAUACAAUUGUUGUUUUUAUCCUUAAGAAUUCGAAUACUUCCCAAGGAGCUAGGGUAUGCAGUGUUACGAACCUAGUUAAUUGAUACCGGCAAGUUUAAACUCCUUUUAUUAGUGUAACCGGUAGCCGUAGCUAUCUUAAUUAUUUGUAUUUCGUUUUCCGGAAAAGCGCUCCGUAGUUCUAUAUUUAGACUAUGGGUGUAAGUCUUUGGUACUUAUCGCUAAUCUAGUAAAAUCUAUCGUUUUCUCGGCACAGUCAUCGCCUGUUUAAUAAUUUGAUAUUUUUAUAUUGUGUAAGAGUAUAUAUUUCUAAUUAAGCAUGCUGCCUAUGUUUUUAUUAUUGUUAAUUGUGUCUGCCGACUGUAUUUUCAAGCAAGAACUUUACUAUGUAUUUAUAUGUACUUUCACUUAGUUUGUUAUAAUAUUAAGCGGGCAGAAUUUGUAAGUAAACAUUUUUGAUGGGAACUUAUAUGUAUCUGGUAGAUAAAUUAUCUAGCUAUCCGUGCCUAUCCUUAGUUUUGUGGUGCCUACUUUGUGUCAAAAGUUCUGCAUAUUUUUUGGAUAGUACUCGUGUCUGGAUUUUAGAUUCCAUGCCGACUUGUCCAAGGGAGAUAAUAUUAGCUUCUUGUUUAUCAAGAAUUUAUUAAUUAGUAGGCAUGUUUAAUUUAAGUCUUAUUUAGUAUAUUUUAUCCUUUCAAAUUAUUAUUUAUGCAUGUUGUAAGCCAUGUGUCAUGUUGGUUUAGUUGAGGCAUGGGUCCUUUUAUUUAUUUUGUGUCUGUUAGUUUAGGAUUUCACCCCACCUUUUAUUACUAGGUGGAUGAAUACGUUGAUUGCCUCCAUGCAUUAGUCUUUUGUCUUCUAGACUGGAUAGUAUUAUUCUGGCUCAAGAAAGUAUUUUUAUGAAAGUGUAAUUAACAGCGUUUGGUCUUCGUAUAUUUAGCUUUUUCGUCUUGAAAACUGGAUAUUAUUAUCCUGGCUCAAGGAAGUGUUUUGACAGCGUUUGAACACAGUGUUUUAUUUAUAUUUAGUCUUUAUGUCUGGUAGUAGAAAGUGUUUUUAGAAGUGUUUUGUAAGUUAUUAUUAAUAUUACAUAGUUAGAGACGACCACAAAUCGUCCCGAAGCCACGUAAUUUCGGAUACCCGAAUUUGACCUUGCUAUCCCCAACCGAAAAUUAUAUGUGUCAUAUAUGUUUCUAAUUUUUUAUUAAAACCUUUAUAAGUUCC
Molecule: messenger RNA, 4747 nt
Organism: Patella vulgata (common limpet)
Lineage: Eukaryota; Metazoa; Mollusca; Gastropoda; Patellidae
Product: hemicentin-2
Exons: 8
Coding region: 99-1589 (496 amino acids)
Source: RefSeq, a predicted model, not a curated record